AUGAGGACCGAGAAGGCGCUGACCGACAAGAUAGCACCCGCGUGGAACGAGAAAAAGGGGCAGGGAGAGGAGAAGGCGCGGAGCGAAGGGAAGGCCAGUGGUGGGGAGAGAUUCCGAGGCAGAGAGAGGGUAUCUAAGGAGAAUGGGCGUGGUUCUACGAGGGGGCGGGGUGAGGGGCAGGCUCAAGAAGAACCGCUCUCCAAAGACCCGGGGAAAAGGCGGAUCGAUAAGGGGCGGGUCGAAGAACAAGGACAGCUACAGGAACGGGGGCGGGGCAAGGAAGGGAAGCCGACCCAGGAGCAAGCUCCAGGCGAGAAACAGGGGCGGGGACAGGGAAAGGGGCGGGGCGUGGAGAAAGUCUGGGCCCAGGAACCGGAGAAGGGAGACGCUAGAUACAGGACCCGGUACCAGGGCGUUGACCCCCUCUCCAGGUUCGAGUCACGUUGCACGCUGCCCCCCGCGAUGUACCCUGCUGGCCCUGCGUGGCCGAAACUCCGAAUCCUGCGGGCGCUGUGGGCAGUGCUGGCGGUGCUGUUGGCAUCGUGGAGGCUGUGGGCGAUGCAGGACGUCCAGGAGUGCACCUGGCAGGUUGUCCUGAACAAGUUCGAGACGGUAGGCAAGAAUGGCAUGAGCGACCGCUUCUUCGAUCAAGAGCCCCUGGAGACAGUGGACAGUGUGUUCAGCCCGCUGGUGGAUGUACCCACCGACCAGGGCGAGAAAUACCUGAGCUUCCCAUACUACCUGAAGAUCAACUACUCCUGCAAUGGAGAGGUGAGUGAGUGCAGCGGGGGUGAGCUCAUUCUGUGUGGCCCUCAGCUUCCCCAAAUCUGGUACCUCCUGGAGGGCAGCUACCGGAUGUACAAGCUGUUCCCGUCCAAAGCCUGGGAGGUGUACGUCAGCCUACAGGUGAUGCACCAGUCCUCCUUCUACACCCCCAGUGAGACCAUGGUCACCCUCUUCUACGAAGACCGCAAACUGUACCAGCUGGUGUACCUCAUGAACAACAAGCAGGGCCAGCUUGUCAAGAGGCUUGUGCCCGUGGAGCAGCUCCUGAUGUACCAGCAGCUCGGCAAUCACUACCUCUUGCAGCGGCAGGGGAACCACCUGACGCUCUCCUUCACCAACUUCUGCCCCUUCACCGUGAUGCGCCUGCGGGACCUGCCCAACCCGCAGAUCUACACGCGCCAGGAGCGCUACCGGGCGCACCCGCCGCGCGUGCUGGAGCCCUCGGGCUUCCACGACGAGAACUCGCUCGCCGUCUACCAGGGCCUCGUCUACUACCUGCUUUGUCUGCACUCCAAGUACCACAAGCCAUACGCGGACCCAGUGCACGACUCCACCUGGCGCUGGUGGAAGAACAAGAAACUGGACCAGGAUUACUACUUCUAUCUGGCUAGCAACUUGCAGAGCGCGAGUAACGUGUACAUUGACAUGGCCAGCUACGAGAAGAUCUACGACCUCAAGGCCAAGCACGAGCUGCCCGAGCGCAUCUUUCUGGACAAGGGCACCAGCUACGCCUUCUCCGUCUUCCUGACCGUCCGCGGGCACUCGUUCGAGUUCCAGCCGGAGCGCGUGCUCACCACCGUAGAGCUGCGCAGCAAAGUGGAUCUGGGCGUGGUGCUGGCCGACCCGGGCUGCAUCGAGGCGGUGGUGAAGCAGAAGGUCCUCAUUAAUCGCAACUCGGUGCUUUUCUGGGUUACGCUCAGUGAUAAAAGGUCUUGCUUUGAUCAGGGCCUUAGUGGACAUCACCUCAUGAAGACCUCCAUGUUGGUCAAGGUGGUGGGCGCAGUCGGGCACUGCUUCCAGAACACGCACGAGGGGCCCCGCAUGCAAGUAUUGAACCUUGGGGUAUCGGGCCCUGUGCUGGGAGGGAGGGGAUUGGGUUGA
Messenger RNA from Leptonychotes weddellii (Weddell seal), 1887 nucleotides. Lineage: Eukaryota; Metazoa; Chordata; Mammalia; Carnivora; Phocidae. The record is from RefSeq and is a predicted model, not a curated record.